UGGGGUGAUGCACAAGUGUGUCUGGUAGGGUGGAGCUCUGACUGCAGGGGCAGGUGCGAUCUGGGUCAGGACAGUUCUCCAAAAUUGGCCUUCCAAGCAGCACCCAUUGCAACGAGCGCGAUUUUAGGUGUCUCAUAGGGACUCACAGGGCAAAACCCAUCCACACCAGAGGGAGAGUUUAAAACCUGCCUCCAAAUUCCUAUAACAUGAGGGAGCCUUUAUCUGAGAUACUGCAGGGAUGGGCGAGAGAGAAUCGCCAUGAGCUCUUAGCAAUGUAGUGCCUAUGACACACAGUUGACCCAUUGUGAUUCCAUCCAGCAGAGGGCGAUGCUGAACAUGUACAAUAGACACAGUACAGUACUGACAGCCCCUCUGUAGAGAGAUGAGAGGUGACUUGUCUGACAUCACCCAGCAGGCGAGGGCAGAGCUGGGAACAGGACCCAGGAGUCCCUACUGCCAGGCCCGCUCACUAACCCAAUUGCUUCCCUUACAGGCGAAUCCUUUCGCUGCUGGCACUUUGCCCCUGCGGGUGGAAGCCGGCACGAUGGCCACGGCCAGCAGCUGGGCGUGGAAGCCCAUCGCAUGGGACGCCCUGCUUGCACGCGCCUACCACUCAUGCGACGUGGUGCAAGGGAAGCUGCUGCUCUUCGGGGGGCUGAAGUCGGGCGAGCCCAAGGAGCCCCCACUGGGGGACGUGGUGGCCUUUGACCCCACCCUGCUGACGGCUGAGAUAGUGGGCCCCGACGGCGGGUACCGGCGCAGCCACCACGACACGGCGGUGCUGGCCGACCGCUGGCUGUGUGUGGUGGGGGGCUGGGACGGCGCCCACAGGGUCUCGGCCGUGUGCUGCUGGGACACCGAGCAGGGACAGUGGGAGCGCUGGGCCGAGGGGCCCUCCAACGACCCCCCUGUGGGGCUCAGCAGCCACACCUGUACCAAGGUGUCGGAGCAUGAGCUGCGGGUGGUGGGCAGGGAGGGCGGGCUUCGCACCCAGCGGCGCUUCGCCAGCAUCUACACCCUGCGUGUCAACCCCACCACCAAGACCUACUGGUACAAGGAGGAAGAAUCGCGGACAGCCUCUCGGGCCGGACACUCGGCCAUGCUGCUCCGUGACGCAGGUGGCUACCAGCUGGUGGUGUUUGGGGGCCGUGACUCCUCCGACUGCGAGGUGGCCGGGCGCUGGGGCAAGGGGAAAAUCCACGUAGAGUCCAUCCAUGCCCCUAAGCUGACAGAGCAGCUCUCCCGUCUGGUUGGCUCCGAGAAUGGCUCACGGCAGGCUCCGAAAGGCCUGAGGCACCAAUCCUGCACGGUGGUGGGUCCCUUUGCGGUGGCUUUUGGUGGGGAGACCCUAACGAAGGGGCGAGACACCGUCUGUAAUGAUCUCUAUGUCUACGACACAAGAUGCUCGCCACCGAGCUGGUUCCGCUUCCCCUGCUCAGAUCGGGGCCAGAAGAGAGUCGGGCACCGCACAUGCCUUUGGAACGACAAGCUCUAUCUUGUGGGGGGCUUUGGCCCAGAUGGGAAGACCCCCUGCCCUGAGAUCUGUGUCUUAGAGAUCCCCUAGUGAGGAAGAGGAGAGAGAUGAGGACGUCCCCCUCCUCGCUGGCGCCCUCCCCACCUUUUCCCUGGCAAUCUUGCCGCUCCUGCAAUCAACCCUGAGAGCCAGCUCUGUGUAUAUGUAAUAAAAGUGCCCCUUGUUGGCCCAGCUCCCCCUCCUCUCCGCAGGGAGCUGCACGCUGGCAUCAGGGAUUUAACUCAAACA
Chrysemys picta bellii (western painted turtle) is the source of this 1762-nucleotide messenger RNA. It is a transcript of the gene KLHDC9, whose product is annotated as kelch domain containing 9. Gene Ontology annotation, molecular function: cyclin binding. The record is from RefSeq and is a predicted model, not a curated record. NCBI's taxonomy places the organism in Eukaryota, Metazoa, Chordata, Testudines, Emydidae.